Paramuricea clavata is the source of this 1094-nucleotide messenger RNA. Lineage: Eukaryota; Metazoa; Cnidaria; Anthozoa; Malacalcyonacea; Plexauridae. The record is from the annotation of a GenBank genome assembly.
AUGUCUAAAGCAAUAACACAGAAUCGAAACGAAUCAGAAUCGAACGGUAAACGAGACGAAAUUAGCAGAUCUACAGAAGAAUUAAACAGCAUAGAGGGAGAUCUAAACCUAACUGAAUCCGAAUUAAACCAGAACAAUUCGCUUGUUAAUCUCACGAAGCCAUCAAGUGAUAGCGAACUAAUUUAGAGCAGCAUUUUAAUGAUAGCCAAUGGCAAUUUGAAAUGGCAAAAAAAUUUCGAAGAGCUUCGUCUAGCUGUUGACCGACUACAACUACAAUCUAGUAAAGGGUGGACAAGCCCGAGGUUACUGUAAACUGUUCGAAAAUGGGGAAGUCUCGAUACGUUGGUAUUCGAAUAGUAAAACUUUGACGGUGAAGGGGGAAAAAGCCGACGAAAUAAAAGAAAAACUAUUAAAUUUCGACCGCAAAUUGAGCGGUGAAGUCAAAGUAUACUCGGAGAGUCCAAAGGUUGCAAAUAUUUUGGAGCCAGCAGAUAGAAAUUUGCAUUCGAGGUCACGAAACUGAAGCGUGAACAAUGAAAUGACUCGGACAAAUGGUCAAAGUUACUCAACCAACACAAACGACGCAAACUACAAUAAAUCCGCAGAAUUUUAUGAACUAAAACUCUAAGUUGGAAAAUUAUUCACAAAAUGUUACUAGAAAGCUAGAUGCUCUAGCUGAAGAAAUUUCAACGAUAAAGGAGAAUAAAGAAAAUGCUGCUUACGGUAUACUGAUACUUGAAGAAACUGUUAAUGAGCUUAAGAAGGAAAAGUAUGAACUUAACAGAGAGAAUGAGAAAUUAAAGGAGAAAAACAAGAACUUAUUUCAAUCUCUGUCUGAAGUAAGAGCUAAGGUUAUAGAACUUCAGGACGAGUCUCAUAACUGCCCUGAAGCUAAUUCAGCGAGAAUCAGUAUUACUAGCAGAAAAAAAAAGAAAAUGGAAGACCUGGAAUCUGAGAACAAGAAUCUAAGAGCUACCACAAGAACGCUACAAGAAGACCUUGAUAAGAGCAACAGAGAAAAGCGAGAAUUCACAAAAGUUAAAAAACGUAGCGAAAAUGUAUCCAUAACAGCAGAUACAACUAUAUCAUGUUAG